Molecule: messenger RNA, 756 nt
Organism: Fraxinus pennsylvanica
Lineage: Eukaryota; Viridiplantae; Streptophyta; Magnoliopsida; Lamiales; Oleaceae
Source: the annotation of a GenBank genome assembly
AUGAAUGGAGAAAGUGAGAUAGUUUGGUCAUCAAAUGUUACAUCUUCAGUUAAUGCCAGUGCCCAGCUUUUGAACACUGGAAAUCUUGUUUUGCGAGAUCAUUCAAGUGGGCGUACGUUGUGGGAGAGUUUUGGACAUCCGUCCAAUACUUUUUUGCCUACUUUGAGGUUAAUUGACAACAUCAAUACAGGUAAUAAGGUGGUCCUGUCCUCAUGGAAAACCCCGACGGAUCCAGAAGUUGGAGAUUUCUCAGUGGGUCUCCAGGCUCUGAAUAUUCCUCAAAUCUAUACCUGGAAUGGGAAUCGUCCACACUGGCGAAGUGGUCCAUGGAAUGGGCAGAUUCUACUUGGUAUACAAGAGAUGUAUUCUGUAUACAGUGAAGAAUUCACUGUGCUAUUUUCUAACGUUGGUGAAGAUCUUUACAUUCGUCUAGCUUCUUCAGAACUAGAUGAGUACAAAGACAAAAAGCUGAUUAUUAUCAUUCCAAUAGUGGUGGGUUUGGUUGCCAUUUUUAUUUGCAUCUUCAUUUAUUGGUGGUUGAUGACUAGGCGAAAAGGAGCCAAAGGAAAAGUAGAUGCAGAUCUGUAUCAAGCUGGGAAAACAUAUCCAUCAACUUUGACCGAAAUAGAAAUUGUGGAUUUGCCUGUGCCGGAGCAACCGGUUUUUGCCGAGAAGUGGAACCGUAGUCAUGUCACCUCUUCCCAGAUGGGUGUUUCCAUUAACGAUGUCACUCUUACAACACUUGAUGGACGAUGA